ACGCCUCUAUUAUCAAACGACAACCGUCCAGCCGAAAGCCCAUUUCGCACGACCACGACGAACGACGAACGACAACCACAGACACGGCACUUACAUACACAGUACAUAUAGCAAAAUACACGGAACCCAACGAGCCCCUCCCCCCCGGCAGCACUCAGAAAACACCCCCAAAAUGUCCUCCUACUUCACCCCCUCCACCGGCCGCCCAUCAUCCUUCUGGGAAACCGCCUCCACCCUGCGCUGGGAUAACCUCAGCGCGCCGCUAACCCCCGCCGUACACAGACACCUGAGGAACGUGUACUCGAACCUGGCGGCGAUGCUUGCAGUGUCCGCGAUCGGUGCUUAUGCGGAUGUCACGGGGGUCGUGACGGGGGGGAUUUGGAGUGCGUUUGCAGGGUUGGGAUGUUUGUUGGCGUUCAACUACUACAAAGCCGCGAGCGGUCGAAACGACACCACCCGAAAAGCGCUUCUGUACGGGUUCGCCUUCCUAAAAGGCCUCUCCAUCGGGCCCCUCAUCUCCUCCGCCCUCUACUUCGACCCCUCCAUCAUCCCCAAAUCCCUCCUCGGCACCGCCCUCAUCUUCGCCUCCUUCACCCUCAGCGUGCUCACCUCCCCGUCCCGCAGCGCAAUCUACACCCGCGGGCUCAUCGCAACCGGCACCUCGCUCCUCUUCUUCCUGUCCAUCUUCAACCUCUUCGCGGGCUCUUCCCGCCUGUUCUCGUUGGAACUGUAUUUGGGCCUGUUGGUGUUUGCCGGGUUUGUGGUGUUUGACACGCAGGUCAUGGUGCAGAAUGCCGAGGUUGCCGCGCGCGCGGCGGGGAAGUUGGAUUAUUUGGAGGAUUCGAUGCAGCUUUAUGUGGACUUUGUAGCCAUCUUCGUGCGGUUGCUUGUGCUUUUGCAGAAGAAGGCGGCGGAUAAGGAGGAGGAUCGAAGGAGGAAGAAGCGGGAUGAAAGAAGGAGGUAGAUUUCCUGUGUGUUAGGAAGUCGAACCCGCACUGAACAUCUUUUGGAAACUAUCACGUUUGAAUACAUUCAGUAUCUGUCUCGUAGCGAAAUUCGGUAGC
Messenger RNA from Fimicolochytrium jonesii, 1064 nucleotides. Its product is annotated as inhibitor of apoptosis-promoting Bax1-domain-containing protein. NCBI's taxonomy places the organism in Eukaryota, Fungi, Chytridiomycota, Chytridiomycetes, Spizellomycetales, Powellomycetaceae. The transcript is spliced from 2 exons. The record is from RefSeq and is a predicted model, not a curated record. The coding region runs from base 173 to 964 and encodes 263 amino acids. Gene Ontology annotation, cellular component: membrane.